Dovyalis caffra is the source of this 633-nucleotide messenger RNA. Lineage: Eukaryota; Viridiplantae; Streptophyta; Magnoliopsida; Malpighiales; Salicaceae. The record is from the annotation of a GenBank genome assembly.
AUGAAGCCCUCAGUACAUUCUCUCAAUUCAAGUGAAUUUGGUGCCAAAGAAAUCACAGUAGAAUUCAUCAUUGUGAAAGAAUCGCAUGAUGGCUCAUCAGUCAAAUCUAGAGAAUCAUUCCGGGUAAAACGUGGGGAAGUGUUGUGGGAUCGUUCGAAAGAUAGCACAUGGAGGCGUUUGCUUAGGAGCAUAGGCAUCAGGUUAUCUUGGACGGUAAAAGAUAACCUGAUUCAACUCGUAUCUCGCAUUGCUUAUUCAUUGCCUGGUGAAGCCGACCAUAUAUUUGUGUGCCUUCUUUCAUCUGAACUGACCCAUUGUGUCAAGUUUAACGUCACGAGUGGAAUCCAUGUUGAUGAAGAUAAGGAGGUCUCGUGGGAUUUCGUAGAAAACCCUUUUAAUCAUGUCUUACAAGCCUGCAAACCACCAAUUCCAUGCUUGAAGAAAGUGAAAAUUGAGAAGGACAAUAUGGGUUCUAAUGAAGACUUGUGUUGUGCAAUUUGCUUACAAGACUUCUCUGUUGGAUCUGAAGCUGCUACCACUACUUGCUCUCAUCUGUGCAACUAUAUUAAAAGGAACAAGUUGGUCAAGAGGAACCUUGAGGCCAACUUCGGCAAUUCCAUUCCAAACGCAUAA